AUGGCAGACAACGCCGAGGCGGGCGGCGACGCCCAAGUCACCUUCAAGGUGAAGACGUCGUCGGACAGCACGCACACCAUCACCAUGGCCGAGUCGGCCACCGUCCUCGAGCUCAAGACCAAGCUCGCCGGCGAGGACAUGGAGAACAUCCCCGUCGAGCGCCAGCGGUUAAUCUACUCGGGCCGCGUCAUGAAGAACGACGACUCCCUCGGCACCUACAAGAUCAAGCCCAACAACACCAUCCACAUGGUCAAGAGCGCCGCCAGCAACCCCACCCAGCCUGCCUCGUCCUCUGCGCCCGCGCCACCGGCCGUGCCCACCAACAUGGCGUCGGGCACCGCGAACAACCCUCUCGCCGGCCUCACCGGCGCUAGGUAUGCAGGCCACCAGGUCAACCUCCCGGGCAUGGACAUGUUUGGCCCGGACGGCGGCAUGGGCCCGCCCAUGGACGAGGAUGGCAUCCGGCGCAUGAUGUCGGACCCCAACGUCCAGCAGGCCGUAAACGAGGCCUUCAACAACCCCGACUUCGUCAACAUGCUCAUCCAGUCGAACCCCAUGCUUAGGAAUAUGCCCGGCGCCCGAGAGAUGAUGCCCUUCCUGCGACAGGUCAUGACCAACCCGGCCAUGAUGGACCAGGUCAUGCAGAUGCAGCGCUUCAUGCAAGGAGGCGACUCGUCGUUUCCGGCCCCCGGGUCCACCGAUCCGGCCUCUCAGGGCCAGGCCAGCGCGACCGGCGGAGAGGGAAACAAUGCGAGCAGCCAACAGAAUCCCUUCAUGAACCCCUUCCUGAUGGGCAUGCCCGGUGGUGGCGCUGGCGGCGAAGGUCGCCCCAACAUCAGCCAGAUGCUCCAAGCACUGAACAGCAUGGGUCCGAACCCCUUUGGAGCUCCUCCCGCGGCCGGCGCCGAGGGGGCGCAAGGCCAGGAGUCGCGAGAGGGAGGCGCCGCUGCCACCGCUGGUGCCCAGCAAACAGGCACACAAGGCGGAGCCGCCACGGAUUCGACACAAGGCAGCAACCAGGGGCAGCAGCAAGCCAACCCGUUCGCGGCUCUGUUCCCACCGCAGGGCGGUGCGGGGGCCGGCAACCCCUUUGGCAUGAACCCCGAGAUGAUGCAACAGAUGAUGCAGAUGUUGGGUGGAGGAGCGGCGGCGCCCAGCGCGCCACCCGACAACCGGCCGCCGGAGGAGCGGUACGCGGAGCAGCUGCGGCAGCUCAACGACAUGGGCUUCUUCGACUUCGACCGCAACGUGGCCGCGCUGAGAAGAAGCGGAGGCAGCGUUCAGGGUGCCAUUGAGCACCUGCUCAACGCGCUGGAUUAG
Purpureocillium lilacinum is the source of this 1320-nucleotide messenger RNA. RefSeq lists its product as uncharacterized. Gene Ontology annotation, cellular component: cytosol. The record is from RefSeq and is a predicted model, not a curated record. NCBI's taxonomy places the organism in Eukaryota, Fungi, Ascomycota, Sordariomycetes, Hypocreales, Ophiocordycipitaceae. Gene Ontology annotation, biological process: ubiquitin-dependent protein catabolic process. Gene Ontology annotation, molecular function: polyubiquitin modification-dependent protein binding.